GUCACUGCUGCACACACUCUGGCUCCAAAUGACAUCACCAGAACAAGAUGGCAGCGCUCGUGUCGGGGACGUGUAGGCUUCGCUUUUGUGCACUGGGAGCAAGUGGAGACACGUCCACCAUCUUGAUAUGUUUCAUUUCACUGUAAUUGAUGGGACUUUUGAGGCUACAGGGUUUUCACAAAGCACGGAGGACAGGAACAGGGCGGGUCAGAGGGGGGCCGAGCCUCAGGACCCCCUGACAGGUUCAUCUGGCCACACCUGAGGAGGAAACUUUCAGGUUUUUGAUGUCCAGCUUCAAAGUGGGAUGCAGUAACUGCAGUGCGUCCAUAAGAAAAGCCCUGAAGUCUCUCUCUUCAGCCUUUGGUUGAGUGCUGCUUCCUUGUGAAAACCUUUAAAUAGAUUCAGCCUGGCGGCCCCAGAAAGUUUCAAGUGCAGUAAUUUCAUUAUGGGCUGCAGGCUUCUCUCCACUACGUGAUUGAUAAGAACAUGUAAUCAGAAGCUGCGCUCUCCAAUCAGCGCACUCUCUGAUUUCGAUUUCACUUUUUCUUUCUGUUUUUUUCAGAUUCCGGAGGAACACGUCAUGUGGUGAGCUCACGUUAGCAGUCCGUGGGGUAUUUAAGGAGCGCGUCCUCCCCGCCUGGCAGAGCCGAGAACCCACAGCCCGAUCCGGGACCGCGUGUGACAGCGCGCGCGUGUGAGUGUGAGUGUGUGUGUGUGACAGCGCGCGCGCCCGGCCGCAGCCGAACCGUCCGGAGGUCUGAGGUGGGCGGAGACUGAACCCAGAGGUCCUCCCGUCCGCAGCGACGCACCGCGCAUUUCGGACUCCCUCACCCGUCCGAGGAAGGAAACAUCAUGGCAACGACAACUUGUACGCGUUUUACGGAUGAAUACCAGCUGUACGAGGAGCUUGGCAAGGGGGCCUUUUCGGUGGUGCGCCGCUGUGUCAAGCUCUGCACGGGCCAAGAAUACGCCGCCAAAAUCAUCAACACCAAAAAGCUGUCGGCCAGAGACCAUCAGAAACUGGAGAGAGAAGCCAGGAUCUGCCGAUUGCUCAAGCACCCCAACAUCGUUCGCCUCCAUGACAGCAUCUCAGAGGAGGGCUUCCACUACCUCCUCUUCGACCUGGUGACAGGAGGCGAGCUGUUCGAGGAUAUUGUGGCCAGGGAGUACUACAGUGAAGCAGACGCCAGUCAUUGCAUCCAGCAGAUCCUGGAGGCCGUGCUCCACUGCCAUCAGAUGGGGGUGGUACACAGAGACCUCAAGCCGGAGAACCUGCUGCUGGCCAGCAAGUGUAAGAACGCAGCAGUGAAGCUGGCUGACUUUGGACUCGCCAUAGAGGUUCAGGGAGACCAGCAGGCCUGGUUUGGCUUCGCUGGGACCCCGGGCUACUUGUCCCCCGAGGUGCUGAGGAAGGAGGCGUAUGGUAAACCCGUGGACAUCUGGGCGUGUGGUGUGAUCCUGUACAUCCUCCUGGUCGGAUACCCUCCGUUCUGGGACGAGGACCAGCACAAACUCUACCAGCAGAUCAAAGCCGGAGCGUACGAUUUUCCCUCCCCCGAGUGGGACACGGUGACUCCGGAGGCUAAAAAUCUGAUCAACCAGAUGCUGACGAUCAACCCAGCCAAGAGAAUCACUGCCCAGGAGGCUCUGAAGCACCCGUGGGUCUGCCAACGCUCGACGGUGGCCUCCAUGAUGCACCGACAGGAGACGGUCGAGUGCCUGAAGAAGUUUAACGCCAGGAGGAAACUCAAGGGCGCCAUUUUGACCACCAUGCUCGUCUCCAGGAACUUCUCUGUGGGCCGGCAGACCACAGCCCCGGCCUCCGUCAGCGCCGUGGCUGGAACCGCCGCCGGCAUCGUGGAACAAGCAGCCAAGAGUCUCCUCAACAAGAAGGCUGAUGUCAAGCCCCAGACUAACAGCACGAGAAACAGCAUAGUCACCAGUCCCAAAGGCAACGUCCCCUCAGCUGCACUGGAGCCUCAGACUACUGUCAUCCAUAAUCCAGUAGAUGGGAUUAAGGAAUCGUCCGACAGCAGCAACACCACGAUUGAGGAUGAAGAUGUGAAAGCUCGCAAACAGGAGAUCAUAAAGAUCACAGAGCAGCUCAUCGAAGCCGUCAACAAUGGAGACUUUGAGGCCUACGCGAAGAUCUGCGACCCUGGUCUGACCUCGUUCGAGCCCGAGGGGCUGGGUAAUCUGGUGGAGGGAAUGGACUUCCACAGGUUUUACUUCGACAACCUCCUCUCGAAGAACAGCAAGCCCAUCCACACCACCAUCCUCAACCCUCACGUGCACAUGAUCGGGGACGACGCCGCCUGCAUCGCCUACAUCCGCCUGACGCAGUUUGUGGACGGGCAGGGCCGCCCGCGCUCCAGCCAAUCAGAAGAGACCAGAGUAUGGCACCGCAGGGAGAGCCGGUGGCAGAACGUCCACUUCCACUGCUCAGGAGCUCCUGCUGCGCCGCUGCAGGGAUGAGGUAAAGGAGCCUGAUGAGGAGCACAGAGGGAAGAGGUGGGGGAUCGAAGCGAGCGUAGCGGCUCUGAGAGAGAUGAGCGGGUGGAUGGAGGGUGGAUGGCGGUCGGCCUCCUGCGCUCCCGCCUCGCUCUUCUCUCUCCGCCUCUCUACGACCUAGAACAUGGACAGUAACGCUCCCAUCGCCACAUCCGACGCUACAGCAGCCAAAACAAAAAGGAAACUCUUUAAGCCUGCGUCUCCAGCGUGUGGCUGCAGCCCGACACACCUGGACCACACCUGGACCACACCUGUCCUCCUUUGCUGUGUGCUGCCAGCCCUUCAGGGUGGCGUUUUACCCUUUUACUUUUCCUCCAAAGUUAUUGUUGCUCCAGUAUUCUAAUGGCUGCAGUCUGUUGUUGUGCUCUCAGCUGUACAGUAUAUUUCUCAGUUGUUCUGGUAUCUUCUUCUUCUUCUUCUUCUUUUUUAUGACAAGCAUGACUCUUACCUGUUGUCGUGCUGGCCCGCGGCUGCCUGUGCGAAACGAGCAAACAGCAGCACGUGUCUCGCAGAGGCAGAGAGACGGUGGGUGGAUUUAAUUGUCCCUUUUGUUUUGUUAUUCAGUGGAGCUUUUUGUUGUUGUUGUCGUUCUUUUUGUCCCUCUUUUCUGGAGUGUAGUUGACCCCGAACCGACGCCUCCGUGUGAACGCCGGACCCCCGCCGGGCUGAAAACCAUGCAGCAUGCUAACGUAUUACCCUACCUGGUUCUCUGUGUACUGCAAGUUAACUGCUGGUUAAACUAUAGUAUCAUGCUGUUAAUGUAAAUCUCCAGUUUCAUCGUGGUGACUUGACUAAAUUAUGCUGUAGAUGGUAUUUAAUUGCAUGAUUUAAUAACGAGUUAGUUGGUAGGCUUGGGUGUUUUUGUGCAUUUUGUUGACUUUUACUCUCUUUUGGAAUGAACUGUUGGUGAGCUGUAAUCUAUUACCUCUGUUUUCUGGGCUUGCAUAAACUACUUUUGUGUUAGCGUGGGAGGAUGCUGACGAGGAUCGUGACAGAAUUUGCCUUUGAGAGAUCCAGAUCAGCUGGAUCCAGAUCAGUUCUGAAGCGGCUCUUGACUUGAACCUGCAGUAAUCUUUUUAUUUGUCAAAACAAAUACACGGUGCAUUUUAAAGAGGCACUGACAGCGAAAAAUACUUUUUAUCCCCCAACGUGCAGCUCGAAGCAUCAGUAACAGCAGCCAUGUUUCCAGCUUGGUGACACUGCACCCACCUGCCCACAAGGGGGCACCAAACACACAUCAGAUGUGAGGUCUGUGAUGGUGACCGGAGUGAAUGUGAUGAGCCGAGUGAGAGGAAUGAAAGGCUCCGAGGUCACUUGGGCUCAGACGAUAUUCGCUGUAUUGUACGACGGCUUUGGCUCAGUUCUUACAACAGAGUCAGCACAAAAACGUAGAACCUGAGACCUGAGAGGACAGGUGGUUCAGGAGCCGUUCAUGUCACUUUCCAAACCAAAACCCCAGAGCGCUCUGCUCCUGGUUUCUCUGGAAAGAAGUUUUGAGCACUGACAGCCGAGUCAAAGCUGUCGUACGCUGCACGUUUUCAUGCCAGUUUGAACGCCAGCAGUCGUCCCGGCGUCAGCGUGGCGUCAGUGCUUUAACGGGAUCACUGCCCACUCAGAGUGUGAGGCCAGCAGGUCACGUUCAGCCUCCGGAUUCAUGUCCUCCAGUUCAGGAGAGCCAUAUGCUGUGUGUCAAACUGAUUUCUCUUUUUUAAAGUUAUUAUACUGAUGAUGAUGAUGAUGAUGAUGAUGAGUCCUCCGGUGUGCAUUGCAAGUCUUAUCAAUAUUAAAAUGUGAUCAGAUGUAAUCAGUGUGUGAACCAAUAAAACGACGAUGCAGAGAGCGUCUUCUCAUCUCU
This is a messenger RNA of Scatophagus argus, 4366 nucleotides long. It is a transcript of the gene camk2b2, whose product is annotated as calcium/calmodulin-dependent protein kinase type II subunit beta. The record is from RefSeq and is a predicted model, not a curated record. Gene Ontology annotation, molecular function: calcium/calmodulin-dependent protein kinase activity; calmodulin binding; ATP binding. The coding region runs from base 853 to 2475 and encodes 540 amino acids. Lineage: Eukaryota; Metazoa; Chordata; Actinopteri; Scatophagidae. Gene Ontology annotation, cellular component: cytoplasm; neuron projection. The transcript is spliced from 21 exons. Gene Ontology annotation, biological process: protein phosphorylation.